Molecule: messenger RNA, 5372 nt
Organism: Olea europaea var. sylvestris
Lineage: Eukaryota; Viridiplantae; Streptophyta; Magnoliopsida; Lamiales; Oleaceae
Product: ABC transporter C family member 13
Exons: 34
Coding region: 688-4920 (1410 amino acids)
Biological process (GO): transmembrane transport
Cellular component (GO): membrane
Molecular function (GO): ATP hydrolysis activity; ATP binding; ABC-type transporter activity
Source: RefSeq, a predicted model, not a curated record
UGAUUUCAUAUCACUGUAUAUUAGAGUCGAAUGAAAAUGAAGGGCAAUUUGUAUUGAUUAUACAAAAAGCAAGUAAAAUGUUCAUACAACUUAAGUAUAAAUAGAAAAUGGAAAAUACUAACUAACUUCCAGCUGGUAACUAACUUCUUAACCUUCUCUCUAACUAUACAAAUGGGACAUAAUACUCCCCCUCAAUAUGUGCUGUAAAUGUUCUUCACACACAUCUUGGACAUCAAGGGAGAAAGUAUGGAAGCAGGUCAAGGUUUAAAUGCAUCAGCAAGCCAGUGCUGUGAUCUGACCGGAAGUAGUUUAACUGCCCCAGCUGUAAUCUUGUCUCGAAUGAAGUGGCAAUCGAUCUCAAUGUGUUUUGUCCGCUUGUGAAAAAUUGAAUUAUUUGCAAUCUGAAUUGCAGUAAGAUUGUCACAGUAGCUUAUUGCUGGAGAAGUGUCAGCAACUUGAAAAUCCAACACAAUUCCUUGAUCCAAAUGAUCUCACUAACUGUGGCUGCAAGGGCUCCGUAUUCUGCCUCAGCUGAGGGACGAGAAAUGGUAGGUUGGCAUUUAGUUUUCCAAGAAACUGAUGAAUCACCAGUGAAGAAACAAAACCCAGUAGUGGAUUUUCUUGUGUCAAUGCAGGAUCCCCAGUCAAUAUCAGAAAAAGCUUGAAUCUUGAUGGACGAACCAGAGCAUGAAGAUACCCCUUUCAGCAAAGAUUUUAUUUUAUCUUCUACCUACAAUUGGAUUAUGCUUCGCAUUCUUGGACAUGGCUGUGCUUAUAAGGAGAAGACUAAAUGCAUACCCCAUUGCAUAUCAUGAAUGGCUAUUUAGUUUCUCACAGUUCUCAUUCUGGGCUAUAGUUAUACUUGUAGCAACGUCCGAAACUCGGUUGGUUGUCUUGUGCAAUCGCGUCCUGUGUUUUUGGUGGAUUGCAAAAUUGUUUCUGCUGAUCCCUCGACUGCAAAUAGUUUUUUCUUCACCAGGGGUUUUAAGAUGGCUAAAGGAGAGCUGUGUGGCUAUUACUGACAUGCUUUUUGGAAUUUUGAUAAACAUAAUCAGAAUAAAGUGGGCAGCUCAUGGAAGCAGUUACUUUUUGAAUAGUAGCUCAAUGGAGGAAUCACUUCUCCCCUGCAAGAUGGAAGUUAAAGAAGAUUGUUUGACUGAUCUGGGAAUUGUUGGCAAUGUUUGGCGUCUUAUGACAUUCAAAUCUAUUGAUCCUGUGAUGCAACGGGGUAUGAAAAAGCAGCUUGAUUUUGAAGAUUUGCUUCAGCUACCCUCGGAUAUGGAUCCCUUAUUCUGCCAUAACAUUCUACUAAGCUGUUGGAAUGCACAACGAACAAAUACCGUUACCCAUCCUUCUUUAUUCAAGGCAAUAUAUUCAGCAUAUGGAUGGCCAUAUUUCUGCCUCGGUCUGUUAAAGGUUCUCAAUGACUGCCUUGGUUUUGCAGGACCGAUACUUCUCAAUAAGCUAAUUCAUUUUCUUCAGAAAGGUUCCAGAGAAGCCAAUGGUUACUUUCUAGCAAUAUCCUUGGGCUUGAUAUCUGUUUUGAAAUCUUUCCUAGAUACACAAUAUACUCUUCAUCUUUCAAAACUUAGGCUCAAGUUGAGAUCCAGUAUCUCAACUGUCAUCUAUCGGAAGUGUCUUUGUGUUAGCUUAGCGGAGAGAUCACCAUUUUCAGAAGGAGAAAUUCAAACAUUCAUGUCCAUUGAUGCUGAUCGAAUUGUAAACCUCUGCAACAGUGUUCACGAUAUGUGGAGUUUGCCAUUGCAAAUAGGAAUUGCUCUGUUUCUACUCUAUCAACAAGUAAAGUUUGCCUUUUUAUCUGGGGUAGCAAUAAUUAUUUUGCUAAUACCAGUGAACAAAUGGAUCGCUAAUAGGAUUGCAAAUGCAACCAAAAAUAUGAUGGAGCAAAAGGAUGAAAGGAUUGGGAAAACAGCAGAACUUUUAACAUAUAUCCGCACAUUAAAAAUGUAUGGCUGGGAGCUUCUUUUCGCUAAAUGGUUGAUGAAGACAAGAUCCUCCGAAGUCGCAUAUUUAUCUACUAGGAAGUAUUUGGAUGCCUGGUGUGUUUUCUUUUGGGCAACAACACCCACUCUUUUCUCUCUGUUCACAUUUGGACUCUAUACAAUGUUGGGUCAUCAGCUUGAUGCAGCAACGGUUUUCACUUGCCUUGCUCUAUUCAACAAUUUAAUCUCCCCUCUAAACUCAUUCCCGUGGGUCAUUAAUGGUUUGAUUGAUGCCGCUAUAUCAACUAGACGGUUGAGCAAGUACCUCUUCUGUUAUGAAAUUGAAACUGGACCCAGUCUCUCAUUCCUGUCACUUUCAGAUGAAAAGUUGGAUUAUGGAGAUACUACUGUUGUUCUUCGUGACGCAUCUUGUACAUGGUCAAGCAGUAACGAGGAGGAGUUUGAUCUUGUCUUGAAACACAUAAAUCUUUGCGUUCCAAAGGGCUUUCUGGUUGCUGUAAUUGGAGAGGUUGGAUCGGGUAAAUCGUCUCUCUUAAACUUGAUUCUCCGGGAAAUGAGACUCGUUAAUGGAUCAAUUUACUCAAGUGGAACGACAGCAUAUGUUCCACAGGUCCCUUGGCUUCUGUCGGGAACUAUCCGUGAAAAUAUUUUGUUUGGCAAGGACUAUGAUCACAAAAGAUACUCAGAAAUAUUACAGGCAUGCGCUCUGGAUCUUGAUAUUUCCCUAAUGAUUGGAGGCGACAUGGCUUAUAUUGGAGAGAAAGGAGUCAAUUUAUCUGGAGGACAGAGAGCUCGUCUUGCGCUUGCCAGAGCUAUCUACCAGGGCUCAAACAUAUACUUGCUUGAUGAUGUUCUAAGUGCCGUUGAUGCACAUGUUGCUUGCUCAAUUCUACAAAAUGCUAUUCUGGGUACUCUUUUAAACCAGAAGACACGCAUUCUCUGCACACAUAACAUUCAGCAGGCAAUAUCUUUGGCUGAUAUGGUGGUUGUGAUGGAUAAAGGACAUAUGAAGUGCGUAGGAAGUCCAUCUGACCCUUCUGUUGCUUCCUACAUAUCAUUUUUAUCAGUAAAUGACUUUAACACAUUUUCUGAGGAGGGCAAGAAAGAAAAAAUAUCAAAUGUUAUUGAAGAAACCCUAGAGAAAGACCUAGAUGUUGAUUGUAUAAGCUCUUCCAGCCAAGCCCAAGACAUCAUUGAGGUUGAGACAAGAAAAGACGGUAGAGUCGAACCAACUGUGUACAAAAAUUAUGCUGCAUUUUCUGGUUGGUUCAUUACAAUUCUGACGUGUCUCUCGGCUAUUCUAAUGCAAGCAACUCGUAAUGGAAAUGAUCUGUGGCUAUCAUUCUGGGUUGAUACAACCGGAAGCAACCAAAAUAAGUACUCAACUACCUUUUAUCUGAUCAUACUCUGUGUCUUUUGUUUGGUGAAUUCCUGCUUGACUUUGGUGAGGGCAUUUGCAUUUGCAUUUGGUGGUCUACGGGCUGCUGUUCGGGUGCACGAUAAAUUAAUACAGAUUCUUAUCAAUGCACCAGUUAGUUUCUUUGAUCAGACCCCAAGUGGGAGGAUACUAAACAGAUUGUCUUCAGAUCUUUAUACAAUAGAUGAUUCUCUUCCUUUUAUACUCAACAUUCUCCUGGCAAAUUUUGUUGGCCUCUUGGGAAUUGCUGUAGUUUUGUCGUAUGUGCAGGUUGUGUUUAUGCUUCUUUUAUUGCCUUUUUGGUAUAUAUACAGAAAAUUGCAGUUUUACUACAGAUCAACAUCUCGGGAAUUGCGAAGACUGGACAGUGUUUCUCGUUCACCUCUUUAUGCAUCAUUUACUGAGACAUUAAAUGGUUCGCCAACUAUUAGAGCUUUCAAGUCUCUGGACCACUUUUUUUUCAGGUUCACUCAGCAUAUGCUAUUAUAUCAGCGGACUUCUUACACAGAGAUCUUUGCAAGUUUAUGGCUUUCCCUUCGUCUUCAGUUGUUGGCAGCAUGUAUUGUGUCAUUUGUUGCUGUGAUGGCUAUUGUUGGCUCUCAUGGACUUCUCCCUGUCAGUUUGGGCACUCCAGGGCUGGUUGGGCUAGCCCUUUCUUAUGCUUCCCCGAUUGUAUCCUUGUUGGGUAGCUUCUUGACUAGCUUCACUGAAACUGAGAAGGAGAUGGUUUCCGUCGAGAGGGUUCUUCAGUACAUGGACAUUCCUCAAGAAGAACUGAUGGGGGAAAAUUCAUUAGACCCAACUUGGCCAUUGCAUGGUGAGAUCCAGUUUCAGAAUGUGACUCUCAGAUAUAUGCCAUCUUUGCCCCCCGCACUACGUGAUGUGUCUUUCACUGUUGCUGGAGGAACUCAGGUUGGAAUUGUGGGAAGAACUGGUGCUGGGAAAUCAAGCAUUCUGAAUGCUGUAUUCCGUCUCAAUCCAAUUUGUGGUGGACGUAUUAUAGUGGAUGGUAUAAACAUUGCUGGAGUUCCUGUCAGAGAUCUCCGUUCUCGUAUUGCUGUUGUUCCCCAGAGUCCAUUCUUGUUUGAAGGAUCAUUAAGGGCAAAUUUGGAUCCAUUCCAGGUAACUAGUGAUGAUAAGAUUUGGAACACCCUGGAAAAAUGCUGUGUUAGGGAAGAAGUAGAAGCAGCUGGAGGACUUGACAUUCAUGUACAAGAAUCUGGAACCUCUUUUUCAGUUGGGCAAAGACAACUCCUCUGCCUUGCACGUGCUCUUCUUAAGUCUUCUAAGGUGCUUUUUUUGGACGAGUGCACUGCCAAUGUAGACUCUCAAACAGCUUCUAAACUGCAGAAAGUAAUAGUUACAGAAUGCCGAAGCACAACUGUUAUCACAAUUGCUCAUCGCAUUUCCACAGUUCUGAUCAUGGACAAUAUUCUUAUUCUUGAUCAAGGGAUACUGGUUGAACAAGGAAAUCCACAUAUACUCCUGCAGAAUGAGUCCUCCAGAUUCUUUAGUUUUGCCAGGGCUUCAACAAUGUAAUCUUCAUGGAUUAACGAGAUUCUCACUACCCUUGUCUACUAUCCCGCUAAACUGCAUUCAAGAGUACGGGUUGUCGAGAUGAAAUGGAGUAGAUUUUAGGCAGGAAAACAUUAGCAUGCCAUAUUUAGUGGUGGAGCCUCCAAAUUUGUGGGGUCUAAGAUUGCCAUGAGUAAAUCCUGUCUCCCCUUGUUGACCUAUAUGUCUUAUUUGACGACGUUGAGGAUUUCAAAACAUGGGACUUGGGGGUAUGCCAAAUUUGAUUUGUUUUUCCUUGCCCUUUGUGCUUGUACGUGUUUCUUGCCUAAAUUCAAUGUUUUUAACCUUCCAAUUCUACUAGGAUUAAAACAUUCUUGUGUGCGCACAUGCGUGGAAUAGAAUGUACCGCCCACAAUAUGAUUUUUCUACGUACUAAUUGGAUGGAAUAGCAUAAAGUUUUGCUGUGAGAUAUCCAA